This is a messenger RNA of Colletotrichum costaricense, 1020 nucleotides long. Its product is annotated as aldehyde reductase. NCBI's taxonomy places the organism in Eukaryota, Fungi, Ascomycota, Sordariomycetes, Glomerellales, Glomerellaceae. The transcript is spliced from 3 exons. Gene Ontology annotation, molecular function: oxidoreductase activity, acting on the CH-OH group of donors, NAD or NADP as acceptor. Bases 1 to 1020 code for a protein of 339 amino acids. The record is from RefSeq and is a predicted model, not a curated record.
AUGCCCAUCCCCGGAAUCCCUCAACCGGCUGUGCCUUAUGGUAGCCUCGUCGUCAUUUCCGGCGUGAGUGGCUUCAUCGGCUCUCACGUCGCCGACCAAGCUAUAUCAGCUGGUUACAGGGUGCGUGGUACGACGCGAGACGUCUCUAAGAGUCAGUGGUUGGAAGAUUAUUUCCAAACCAAGUACGGCAGCCAUAUGUUCCACCUAGCCUCUGUUCCAGACAUGGAAGCUCCAGACGCAUUCAACAGAGCAGUCCAAGGGGCUGUUGGCUUCAUCCAUGUGGCCAACGACAUGCAGGGGUCUCGAGAUCCGGCCGUUGCCAUCCCUAGAGCAGUGAAUGGUGCAUUGAAUGCCGCCAAGGCAUCAUCGGAAGCCGGUUUGAAGAGAUUCGUCUUCACGUCAUCCUCCUUCGCGGUUACCCAACCUAAGCCUGGAAAGGUCUUUACACUUACUGCCGAGAGCUUCAACGAGGAAGCAGUUGAACGCAUUAAGCAACCUGGAGCCGACGGGGAAACUGUCUACUCCGCCAGCAAAGUGGAGGCGGAGCGCGCUCUCUCGCGUUGGGCGAAGGAGAAUAAAUCAUCCUUAAUCAUAAACACAGUUCAACCUAAUGCAAACAUCGGCCCGCUUAUCAAUGCUGAAAAACAAGGUUACCCGACCUCGGCUAGAUGGGUCAAGAAGUUGUGGGAUCAAGAUUACGACUCCUUGAGGAACACACCUCCUCAGCACUUUGUCAACGUACAAGACGAUGCCCGCUUGCAUGUCAUUGGAUUGGUUCAUCCACAGGUACGAGGAGAGCGUCUUUUUGCCAUUGCUGGGCCCGUAAACCUACAGGACAUAAUAGAGAUCUUGCGGGAGUCAUAUCCUCUCAAGCAUUGGGAGGAUUUUCCGACCAAUGAGAGAGAUCUGAGCUCCUUCAUACCCAGCAGAAGGGCGGAGGAGCUGCUCAUUGAGGCCUACGGUACAGGUUUCAUUGGGCUUGUAGAGAGUGUAAAGGGUAAUGCAGCCAAUCUGGUUUAG